Messenger RNA from Aedes albopictus (Asian tiger mosquito), 1883 nucleotides. RefSeq lists its product as uncharacterized. The record is from RefSeq and is a predicted model, not a curated record. Bases 517 to 918 code for a protein of 133 amino acids. Lineage: Eukaryota; Metazoa; Arthropoda; Insecta; Diptera; Culicidae. The transcript has 3 exons.
GGCACUUCAGUUCUCGAUUGGCAGUGAACCUGAGCGGAUGCGUUCCCUCGCAGCAGCUAGGUACUAGUCUUCUCUGACUGUCGUUUUGUUCGUUCUUUCCUGUGCACGUGCACGUGUUUGCAUUUUGAGUGUGUUUCUUGUCGUCGUCGUGCGCUUAAGUUUGUCCUCUUGCUGCUGUUGCCGCUGCAGCAUAAUACUGUCUGUGAAGCGAUUUUUCCUUCUUUCGCUUGUGUUUUGGGUGUUGGACUUUCUGGCUCGGACGUGCCCAUCCGCCUCAUUAUUGCACACUUGCUUUUUGGUUGGGCAGUGCGACGCGGAACAGGUUUCGCACAGUUGCUGCUUCCUUCUGGCGGACGAACAGUUACAGUGUGAAAUUUGGAAGCUUUUUUUGGCGACCGAGUGAACUCAAAUGGAUUGCUACAAACUGUUGAUAUUCGUGAAGAAAAGGUUAAAAUAAGUUUUUCGAGUGAAAGGAUUUGACUAAUCGAAGUGAAUUGACUAAGCACCAGAAGAAAAAUGGCCAUCGCAUUCUACUGUGAGGACGAGGAUCCGAAGAUGAUGUUCAGCGGUGGAUACCACCAGCAUCACCAGAGUUAUCAGUGGCAGCAGCAGCCGCAACAGACGCAGCACGCUGUUGCGGUAGGCCAGCAGCAUGCCGGCUCCGGUGGUGGAGGCACGGAUGUUGAUGAGAAUAACAACAACUGUGCCCUGCAUGGUGGUGGCGGUGGUGAAAGUGGUGAAAACGGUGGGGAGCAGCAGCAAUCCAGUGCUACCGUGGAGCACAGUAGCAAUCGGCAGUUGAUGCGAGUCCUGCACCAGGUGCUCUACCGGUACACGAUGGAAGGUGUCCUCAGUCCAGCUCAGACCUCGUGUGUCUUCUGCAACCGGAUCUACUAUCUGUUCCAACUGCUGUAUUGACCUCGGCGAAAGCAUCGACUGCAGUUGACUACCAGAAACAAAAUGUUCCGUACAAGGGCACAAAACCAGUUAUAGAAAAUCGUAAAAAAUGCGCAAAAAAAAACAAUCAUCAAAGCUAAACAACCGAUCAAUGGGGUGGCGCUUUUCUGACGACUGUUUGCGAAGGAGUUGCCAAGCAUCCAUCCUGGGAAAUCGCAGCGAAAUGGUUCAACACACGUCAGAGAUCUAGAGCCCCCUGUUCCUUCAAUGUAACGAAGCAGUGAUCGGUUUUCUGUGAUGAAAGCAAUUCGAACUAUAUGAAGAUGGCAUUUAAAUUUUAAUAGAAACGAUAAGCAGAUAAAGGAGCUAUUGGAUUAUUCUUUUUUGUUUGUUAGCAUAAAAAAAAAGAAAGGAGAUGCAUAAAACAAUUUAAAAAAAAACAUAUUGAUUAAGUACUGCAUUUUUGAACGUUUCAAAAAAAUAUUUCUUUCAUAUUAUACUUUUUUUUCUUUUUUUUUAUAAAUCCUAUCAGUAAGCUACAGUUAAUAAGGAAAUUGCGUAUUGUCGAUAUUAGGGUCAAGUACUGAUUAGGGUAAUCGAAUAACAGUUUUGAUUUUUUUAAAUGUUUCUUUUUUUCACAACUAUAAUGCUACAGCUACUUUAAGUUUUAAUCCCUCAAUUAUCAGAGAAAAAAUAACUCAACGUUAAGGCCACUAUUUUUUAUUAUUUUGGACCCAGUUCACGAACUGUUUGGAAUUGGGGAUUGCACCAAAUUCCAAAAACCACAUAAUCAGCCACUUCCGUUCGAUGCCAAGGAAGAUGAUCUCAGCCAUAGCAACGUAAGGUUUCAUUUGCACCGAAAGGUUCAGUCGAGAUUUUUUUUUAAUAUCAUUUCUUAUGUAAUUUAGAAAGUUUGUUUUAGUUUUGUAAAUCUUAAACUGAAGAUAACAUAAGUUUGGAAAAUAAAUUGAAAAUUAUAUUUCAAA